GAAGAGCCAAUUGGCCCUGUCGCAAGCCAAUUGCUUAUAUGACGGUUUACAUCGUGCAAUCGCAUGUCUCGGUGUAGGCAUAGGCUCUAUCGGGCUCUUCAACAGCAUGGUACAGCCAGGCCCGACUACAUUUGGAUUAGUGAUGAGCUCGUUUAUGAAGGCUUCUUCCGAUUCACAAGAAUCCAUAAACGAUGUAGCAGCUCUGUCCCAGGGCCUCUGGAGGCCCAGAAACGGCUCUCAAAGCGAAGGCAUACCGCUUUGGCCCUGAUGAGAUCUCACCCACCGUCAAUGGAGGCCGCAAUUCUGUUUGGGAAGCCAGAACAACAAAAUUCGGACGUACAUCCAGUCGGAGUGCAUCCAUGGUCUCCACAAGCGUUAGAGGCCUUCCCAUAUCUACAUAAUGACGUGCCCCCAGUUCCACAGGCUUGGAAAGACGACAAUACCCGAAACUCACAAUUCGAUACGAUUCUCGAUAAUACCGCACCUCCUUCUAGUCCGAGUUAUGCUUUUCUCAGGAUGCACUUGUCUUCGUCAGCAUGGAAGUCAUCUUCGCUCAAUGAAUUCAAAAAAUACAUUGCCGUAUUAGGGCUUGACCCGCAAGGACGAUCCCUCAUCAGCCGUAUAGCGCUCUCCGAGAUCCUGCUAGUUCAAAAUCGCAGCGGACGAUCCAAAAGAUGGAAUAUUGACGAUUUGCAUGGCUUUUUCAGUGACCCUUUUUUGAAUGUUCCUGCAGCAGAGAAUUAUGUCACCCUGGUCGAACACUGCACCAUGCAUACAGAAAGGAAGUCUCGGCUGUACGCCCACUUUCGCUUCCUGAAGCGUUCCAUCAUGCUUGGUCUUGUCCCUGUGGAGGAGAUUGCUAAAAUUAUCAAACUUAUACCAUUGAUUAAAACCAAAACUCGGGAACACGGCAAGAGCACCAUCGGGAAAGCCAACUGGGCUGAUGUUGCUACUUGCUAUCAGGCUAUUUGGGAUGGACUUAAGGCAUCCUCUGUUCUAACACCAUCUGACCUUGGCCGGGAAACAAUGACAUUAUGGGUCGAAGAGAUUUUAAAAGUCUCACCACAUGGUAGACUAUCACAGCUCGGUAUGGAUGUUAUCCACGCGUUAGACGGUUCCGGGGCCGCCGGUUUAAAUUUGGCAGGAGAUGUCCUUCUUCGCCGUAUUGUCCUUACGGCGGCGUCUGUGCCAGAAUCAACAAAUAUAGAUAUACCCGAUGAUGCCCUGCACGGCACCCUCCUCUAUGCUCGGUCACUCCUCAAUUCAUGCCCUCCCGAGGUCGCGGUCGCACACAUUUUAAAAAUAACUGAGCUACUAGUAUUUUCACCAGUAUAUACAAAGUGGGGUUCCCAAUCGUUGCGCAUCUGGUAUUGGGUACUGUCCCGUCUUGAUAAUGAUUUAGUCCUAUUCUCAGCCACUUCGAGGAGUAAUCUUGAUUCCGCUUCGAGUUUGACGUCGUCGACGACUUGGGACACAACUGGCUUGGACAUUCCAAAUCGACUUAGAAAUUUGCUUAAGUUGUGGGUCCUAGCUGUCCUGGGACACACCACCGACAGCUAUGCAAUACUAGAUUCCCGCAGACGGAAUGUAUUCCGUCGUCUUUUAUCUUCCCUCGAUCGAGCUUCAGGCCCAUUCAGAGGUACUGAUAUUUUGACCCGGCUCCGAAUAUACUUCCAAGACUCCCGUCUGCGCGUUUUAUCUGCGACAGACCUUGUUCUGUCAAAUGCUGCCGACAUAGAGUUCUCAAUAGCACAAAAGCAGUUUCGUUGGAAUAGAGAAAGCGGACAUGCUGGUGGGCCGGAUUGCCUUGACCCAGUGAUAAAAGCGACACUCCUCAAUCCCACCCAUAGUCCUAAGACAAUCAAAGAAAUCCUCCCAUACUUCUCCAUGUAUACCCGAAACCGCGCAGCAAUAUAUGCUACUUUUGAUCAGCUUGCAAAAUCCACGGAUGUCACCUCCUCGUCCUUUAUCCACCAGAUCAUCACAUUCACAGAAGCUGGUGCGAUCCCGCGCAGCGCCAUCCUGCGUCUCCUCCGCCGCCACACCCCUUUAAAAGUCGCGUUGUCCCGCUGCUGGCAGGAACCAGCACCCACAUAUGCGAUAACAGAACCUCGCGCACCACAGCCAGAUCCUUCUUUAUACCCCAACCCUAACGAAUGUUUGCGCAUGUUGCAUAUUCUCGCACUCGUGUUUGCUUGCACGACGACAGUGACGCCAACAACGUCCUGGCGCCUGACGCAAUGGGUAUAUUUAUUCAUCGUCCAGCACCAUGGGCCUGUAUCGCCCAUAUUAGCGCGAGCGCUUUUCCAAGCUGGUGUUACGAGGUACCGUGAAGCCGGCAAACCAGUACCAAAACGCAAAUAUGCGUUUAUUAUGCAGAAGAUCAGGGAAGCGGAGGGAGCGGCUGUUGCGAAUGCACUGUUGGAUGCGGAAAUGUUUUGAGGAUGCUUGGAUAAUUUAGUUAGUUGGAUGCGGCAAGCUCUCUCGUCCUGUCUGACAAUGUGUAGAAUCAAAAUUCUUGAGCUAGCUCUGCACAAUCCCCCAUGUUUCACAUUAGUUUCUUCAGGCUAGAGUAUCUAUUUGUAUUUGCCUAAGCCAGCCCUAACACGGACAAUAAAACCACAAACCACGAAGACUCUACUGCUCCCGGAGCAGAUUAAUAUGGGCAGACUAAUGACCAGAUUCAAUAAGUCGCCAGCAAUCGUAUUAUACAGGUAGUAGUUGACAUAACGCCCCCUUUACGGGGAAUUUUCUAUUGGCCAUAUCAAGCACCUACCAUAGGGAAUAAAACUGCUCACAUGAGCCAUGUUAUCACCAGG
This is a messenger RNA of Histoplasma capsulatum G186AR, 2819 nucleotides long. RefSeq lists its product as uncharacterized. The transcript has 2 exons. Lineage: Eukaryota; Fungi; Ascomycota; Eurotiomycetes; Onygenales; Ajellomycetaceae. The coding region runs from base 64 to 2442 and encodes 792 amino acids. The record is from RefSeq and is a predicted model, not a curated record.